AAAGUGAACGGAAUAGCUUACCCCUAAAAAGCAACCGCCACGUCAACAGUAUGACCGAACGUUUAAAUCCACACACUUUUCCCGUUUUUAAAAACCUCCAAACAAAUAACUCUUCCGUUUUUCACUCAUUUUUCUUGGUUUCUCUCUUCACACUCCACUACUCCUCCGCCAUUUUCCCCACAAAUGUCGUCGUCUCCGGCGAAACUCAUCGGCGAUACAAGGAAAAUACUCGGACCGGGAGGGAACCGGGUCAGAGAUUCACAAAACCAGAAGAUGAAGAAGAAGGAAGCUAUGAAGAAGCCUAAGAAACCAACAGCUUCAUCACUUACACCAAAUACAAUUUUGCCUGUACGGAAAAAUAGUUCAGUUGAUAGCUCCUCAUCUUCAUCAGAUUCGUCAAUAGCAAAAGUUCUGAAUUCAAAGAGUAAAUCUUCAUCGGAUUCGUCAAUAGCAAAAGCUCUGAAGUGUAAAGGUUCAGUUGAUAGCUCAUCAGAUUUUUCAAUAGCAAAAGGUCUGAAUUCAAAGAGUAAAGGUGUGAAAAAAACAGCUAAAGUUGUUCCUCAAGGAAUUGUAGUUGAUGCAGCUGAAACUUUGUCUUCGGUGGUUCAAGUUCCGGUUCCGAUCAAACGUUGCGACUGGAUAACGCCCAACUCGGAACCUCUGUAUAUUUCAUUCCAUGACGAAGAAUGGGGAAACCCAGUUUACGAUGACACAAAGCUGUAUGAACUACUUUCCCUGUCACAAGUAUUGGCAGAAAUGACGUGGCCUGCAAUCCUUAAUAAGAGACACAUAUUCAGGAAGUUGUUUGACAACUUUGAUCCAUCAUCUCUUGCAAAUGUUAAUGAAAAAAGGUUGCGCUCAUUAAGAGAAAUUGGAAAUUCAUUGCUAUCUGAACCAAAGAUUCGUGCAAUAGUAGAGAAUGCAAAGCAUUUCCAGAAGAUUCAGCAGGAGUUUGGAUCCUUCAGUAACUACUGCUGGCGUUUUGUAAAUCACAAACCACUUAAAAGUGGAUUUCGCUAUGCACGUCAAGUACCGGCUAAAACACCAAAAUCAGAACUUAUGAGCAAGGACCUGAUGAAAAGGGGCUUCGUUUGCGUAGGACCAACAGUUGUGUAUUCAUUCAUGCAAGUGGCAGGUAUAUCUAACGAUCAUCUCAUUACAUGCUUCAGAUACUACGAAUGUAGCAACAAUAAUAUCAACGAGUAUUCACUAAUGAAGUUAGUAAAGACGGAUACACAAGGCCGGGACCCUGUUGAGAACAACACACGAGUCAUGACCAUUUGAGUUUGACAUAGCUGAUUUUCUCUGUGGAUGUGUAUUAAUAUAGUCUUGACAUACUUUUAACCAGCAGGAUUCUAAUUUACAAGAGUGUUACUUUGAUUAAUAGUUUUUUUCAGCUUUUCCAUGUGUGUAUUUAGUAACUUCCUAACCUUUGUAUUUUUCAUGUAUGAAGAGAUUGAAGCUUGUACUUGUAUCUAUAUACUAUGGUGUCUGCUAAUUUCUAAUAUUUGAUGAUUCUGGUUG
Messenger RNA from Capsicum annuum, 1524 nucleotides. RefSeq lists its product as uncharacterized. The coding region runs from base 184 to 1284 and encodes 366 amino acids. Lineage: Eukaryota; Viridiplantae; Streptophyta; Magnoliopsida; Solanales; Solanaceae. Gene Ontology annotation, molecular function: DNA-3-methyladenine glycosylase activity. Gene Ontology annotation, biological process: base-excision repair. The record is from RefSeq and is a predicted model, not a curated record. The transcript is spliced from 4 exons.